AUGCGGCUGACUCAUGUAAUAAUUCCUUUUGGCUCACAUUUACUUAUGCUAGUGUAUUUACAAAACUGUCUUGCAUCUGAAGAUGAUUUAUAUUUAGACAAUUAUCAAGAGGAUUCCAAGUUGCAAUUCAGUGAACUUGCUACAAAAUAUGGCCAUCCGGCUGCAGAAUACGAGGUGGUCACAGAAGAUGGAUACAUUCUCUCUCUGUUCAGACUCCCCAGUUAUAGUUAUAGUCGCGUUCCAGUAUUACUGACUCACGGUAUCCAAGGAACAGGAGACGCCUGGCUAUUGAGAGGCAAACAAUCUCUUGGCAUCACCUUAGCUGAUAAAGGCUACGACGUAUGGAUUGGUAACUUUAGAGGCAAUAGAUAUUCUAGAAAGCACAAAUAUCUGAACCCUGAUCUCGACGACAGUUACUGGAAUUUUAGUUUCCAUGAACUCGGUUAUUUUGAUCUUCCCGCUUUUAUUGACACAGUUUUAAAUGAAACAAAAGCUACAAAACUGGCAGCGGUCGGUCACUCUGAAGGAAACACUGCAUAUUACGUUCUGGGCUCUACCAGAACAGAAUACAAUUCCAAAGUUAGUGUUAUGAUAGCCCUAGCACCUAUAUGUUUUUUACAAAACACUAAGUUUCCAGUUUCAUUAGCCAUACAGAACGCACCGCUGCUAAAUGCACUGGCAAAUAAAAUUGGUCUCACAGAAGUGCUAGGUGAUAAAACCAUUUUAGGAAGACUCCUGUAUAAGAUUUGUUCCUUACCGCUACUUGGUUACGCCUUUUGUGUAUUUGGAUUAUAUUUUCCUUUAUUUGGUUACGAUCCAGCGGAGGUGGGACCAGACUUUUUUAAAGACGUGGCUUCUCAUUUCCCAUCUGGAAGUUCUUGGAAAAGUAUUGGCCACUAUAUACAAGUUGGUUACAGAAAAGAAUUUGCUCUUUAUGACUACGGCUCUCAGAUUAAUGUGAAAGUCUAUAACACCUCAGCACCUCCUGCUUAUGACCUGAGUAAAGUAACGAUUCCAGUUGCCUUAAUAGUUGGCAGAAACGAUCACCUGUCGACAAUCGAUGACGUUGAUAUACUACGAAAACACUUGAGAAAUAUUGUGUCAUAUUAUGUAGUCCCUAGACGAUUGCUUAAUCACGUAGACCACGUGUGGGGGCGACACAUGUAUUUAUAUUUGUUUCCACAAAUAUUAAAAGUGUUGGGUCAAUAUGGAUAA
Danaus chrysippus (African queen) is the source of this 1215-nucleotide messenger RNA. The record is from the annotation of a GenBank genome assembly. NCBI's taxonomy places the organism in Eukaryota, Metazoa, Arthropoda, Insecta, Lepidoptera, Nymphalidae.